GAUCGGAGCUGAGCAUCACGUCACAUCAGCGGUGGUCACCAUGCUGGUCCUGCUGAGCCUGAGUCGAGCCUUACCCAGAACAGACCCCCCCCUCCUUCCCGAUCGUCACUUCCUGUUCAUGUGGAAUGCUCCGACCGAGCUCUGCGAGAUCCGCUUCGGCAUGCCUCUUGAUCUGUCCCACUUCGACCUGGUGAGCAGCACCCUGAAAACCGCCACAGACCAGAGUAUCUCCAUAUUUUACACCGAUCGCUUUGGCAUCUUCCCGUACGUGGAUGAGGAGACCGGGGAAAUGUACGACGAGGGUCUGCCUCAGCUCAUAGACAUGGAGGAGCACCACGAGGAGGCCGAGGAAGACAUCGAGUACUACAUCCCCAACAAAAACAGUCCGGGCCUGGCAGUGCUGGACUUUGAGGAGUGGCGGCCGCAGUGGAUUCGAAACUGGGGGAGUAAAGACAUCUACCGACAGAUCUCCAUAGAAACGGUCAAGAUGAAGAACGCGUCGCUGUCAGAUGACGAGGCAGAAGACCGAGCCAAGGCCUCGUUUGAACGUGCAGCCAGGAAGUACUUCGUCAGAUCCAUCCGGGUGGGGAAGAGGCUGAGGCCCAACAGGCUCUGGGGUUACUACUUAUACCCCGACUGCUACAACUACGACUACAACCAGGACAUGGAGGGCUUCACCGGCCAGUGUCCAGACAUCGAGAAGUCCAGGAACGAGGAACUGCUGUGGCUCUGGAAAGAGUCCACCGCACUCUAUCCAUCCAUCUACCUGGAGCUGGUUCUCAGAGACUCCCAGCAGGCCAGACUGUACGUCCGACAUCGCAUCCAAGAGGCUGUUCGGGUGUCAACCCUCCCCAACAGCUCCUACUCCAUCCCCUUCUACGCCUACAUCAGACCGGUGUACAAGGACAGAGUGAACGUCUACAUGUCAGAGUUUGAUCUGGUCAACACGAUUGGAGAAGCUGCUGCUCUCGGGGCGGCCGGCGUGGUUUCCUGGGGAGACAUGGACGUCACCGACACAGAGGACUCGUGCUUCGAUGCUCGAAGCCACCUGGAGAACGUCAUGAACCCGUACAUCCUGAACGUCUCCACGGCGGCCGGCCUCUGCAGCCGGGCGCUGUGCCAGGGUCGAGGCCGCUGUGUGAGGAAGCAGUGGGAUGAGGACGUCUACCUUCACCUGGACCCUCACCGCUACCAGAUCCUGAGGCGGCGCCGCGGCGGCCCGCUGAGCGUGAGCGGCAGCCUGUCGCAGGCCGACGUCUUCUGGUUCGACCAACACUUUGACUGCAUGUGUUACAGCGGCGAGCCGUGCAGAUCGCCCUACAGCUUCAACAUCAUCGAGGAGUUUGUAGUGAACACGAGGAAUGGAAGCGCCGAGAGGACGAAUCGUCUGCUGCUGCUGGUCACUCUCAUCUGUCUGAUGUACAUCUGGACGUCAACAUAA
This is a messenger RNA of Salarias fasciatus (jewelled blenny), 1441 nucleotides long. Its product is annotated as hyaluronidase-5-like. Gene Ontology annotation, biological process: carbohydrate metabolic process; hyaluronan catabolic process. NCBI's taxonomy places the organism in Eukaryota, Metazoa, Chordata, Actinopteri, Blenniiformes, Blenniidae. The transcript is spliced from 3 exons. The coding region runs from base 41 to 1441 and encodes 466 amino acids. The record is from RefSeq and is a predicted model, not a curated record. Gene Ontology annotation, molecular function: hyalurononglucosaminidase activity. Gene Ontology annotation, cellular component: acrosomal vesicle.